AUGACGAAGCUCUUCACGCUGAUCCACAAGAAUGUGAGUUUCACUGUGGUGGGUCACCACCCGAUUGCAGGCCACUAUAACGAUCUCAUGCAUUUCUAUGUGAAUGCCUUACGCCGAGUCAGUGUGUUGUUCAUGGAUCAUGCGGAUAAAUUUGAGAUUCAUCCUGUGGCGAUUCAUGGGGGGUGUGAGAGUGAUGAAUUUGAUAUCGUGAAUGUUUGGGUGACGAGGUGGUAUGAGGAUCAAAUGGUCGAAAUUCGGACCUAUAUCGAUGCCCCCAAGAUUAUGGAUGCGUUGCAUAAAAAUGAGAUUUGGUGGAAUGGGACCACCACCAGGGAGAAUUGGCGGUAUAUGCCGGGUCCUGCAGGUAUGCCGGAUUUAAAGGAGUUGGAGGGAUAUAUGGGGUAUCCGGAUGGGAGGAAGUAUGAGGAUUAG
Molecule: messenger RNA, 432 nt
Organism: Aspergillus sclerotioniger CBS 115572
Lineage: Eukaryota; Fungi; Ascomycota; Eurotiomycetes; Eurotiales; Aspergillaceae
Exons: 2
Coding region: 1-432 (143 amino acids)
Biological process (GO): response to xenobiotic stimulus
Molecular function (GO): DNA-binding transcription factor activity
Source: RefSeq, a predicted model, not a curated record